Molecule: messenger RNA, 627 nt
Organism: Prunus armeniaca (apricot)
Lineage: Eukaryota; Viridiplantae; Streptophyta; Magnoliopsida; Rosales; Rosaceae
Source: the annotation of a GenBank genome assembly
AUGGAGAUCUUCUCUUUUGUGACUGGUGAAUGGAGAGAUUCAGUUGUAUUUUCCGGACCAUGGGCUGUUGUUCAGCUGAGUGCCUUGGUGUGUUCCGAGGGUGUCUGCGUUUGGGCAAGCAAUACUCUAUUUUUUUGGGAGUUGAAAGAGGAAGAAGAUCAUUGUGAUAUGUUGGUGGUCGAUGGAGCCGCCAAAUUGUGCUUCAAACACAAGAAAACGGUUUAUCCACUGGACCAAAUGUUUACAGAUCAUGAUGAUCUGGUGGUGGAGCUGAUAGCUUUUGACCCGAAUGAUGAGGAUAGCUUGUAUCUGAAUGUCAACGGACAUAUAGUGGUGUGCAACAUUAUUACAAGAAGGUGGUCCAAAGUAGCUUCAUUUGAGAGUGAUAUUAAUUUCCUAGACUACCACAGCAUGCUCAAAAUCAACCAGCCCAUGGUGGAGGAACUAGCAGCUGGCCUGUGGCAGCAUGGUGGUGGUUGUGGUGUUGGUUGUGGAGGUGGUAGUGGAUGUGGAGGUUUUGGAGGAGGAGGUGGUGGUGGUGGUGGUGGUGGUGGUGGUGGUGGUGGAGGUGGAGGAGGUGAAGGAGGUGGUGGAGGUGGUGGUUGUGGUGGUGGUGGCAGAGGAUGA